AUGAAAUUUUUGGACUCCUUAAGUCCACAAUGGAGUAUCAGUUUAUUCCAUUAUUGUGCGCAUGGUGAAACUGGAGCAAAUGGAAUAGUUGGAAUUCAGGUUCCAAGCAAUGAGAUGGAUGAAUUACAUGACAGUGUCAACAAACUUGGGUUCAUAUUUGUCUUCAGAUUUGAAGUUCAGGGAAAAUGCAAUGCAGAGAAAACUUGCAACAAAUACUUUUGGAGAAAGAUGCUAAUAUACAUUAAUCAUCUCUUUGAGUAUGUAUGUCUGAUUAAUGAAAUGGUGUCAGCUAACAAGUGCAGUUUGGAGAUAGAUUACAAGAAAUAUAUCUAUGUCUAUCCCAACAUUGCCAUUUGGCUGGCUGAUGCACCUCAUUCUGUUCUAGAAGUGAUGGAAAAUGUUGCUAAAACAUGA
Molecule: messenger RNA, 414 nt
Organism: Vicia faba (fava bean)
Lineage: Eukaryota; Viridiplantae; Streptophyta; Magnoliopsida; Fabales; Fabaceae
Source: the annotation of a GenBank genome assembly